Magallana angulata is the source of this 2158-nucleotide messenger RNA. RefSeq names its product mucin-2-like. Bases 383 to 1855 code for a protein of 490 amino acids. Gene Ontology annotation, biological process: rDNA heterochromatin formation. Lineage: Eukaryota; Metazoa; Mollusca; Bivalvia; Ostreida; Ostreidae. Gene Ontology annotation, cellular component: heterochromatin. The transcript is spliced from 2 exons. The record is from RefSeq and is a predicted model, not a curated record. Gene Ontology annotation, molecular function: DNA binding.
AUUUUCAAUAUCAUUUUAUCUUUUUAUCCUAUCAAACCGUUAAAAAUUCAUUCAAAUUUUAAAAGUGGCUUAAUCGCUCAUAUUAUGGAAAAUCACGUCCUUAUAAUUGCUGUAACAAGCGUCAUUGUUUUGAUAAAAUUUUUAUAAUUUGUUCGGAAAAUUGAUUUCAACCAGCUCUGUAGACCGACUAGUUGUAGCCUUAUAAAAACACAUGCUCACAAUUAAAUGUUCAAAGGAAAAUCAGUUCUCCUAAUUAAAACACAAAAGGUACUCAUAAUUAAAAUUGUAUGAUUCUUCACAUCGCACGGGUUUUAUUCAGUUUUAAACUAAGUGUUGCCCUGAAAAGAUAUAUACACGUAUAUUCUGUGAUUUUCAUAAAACAAUGGCUAGGCGUUCUAGUGUGCGUGAAGAUAGACAUUUUCUUGUGCGGUACUUGUGCGAUGACAAUUUUCAAGUGCGGAGUCGUGCAUACUUCCGAUGUGAGAGUGACAUUACGAUCACUGUUGGUGAGGAGUAUGAUGUUCAGUGGGGCCGGGCCAAAGAAGUUGACAGAGCCGUUGUCCUUGAUUCCGGAUCCGACCAGGAACUUCGAGUGAAGAUGAGAGAGUUGGAGACCAGGACUGAGCCCUCAUCCCCAACACCUCCCGCAAGCCCGUUAUCGCCAUCACCACCUCCAUCACCCCCAACCCCAGCACCGAAGCGUCAGAAAACCACCAUGUCUUUCACAAAGUCAGGGAAACCCAGAGCUUCAAUGAUUACAUCAGGUUCCCCUCCAACUGUAAACGAACAGACUCUCCCCAUUGCUGUGCCUGCAACUGUGCCCACUGGACCGCAGACUCCGCCCGUUGUUGUGCCUGCAUCUGUGCCCACUGGACCGCAGACUCCGCCCGUCGUUAUGCCUGCAUCUGUGCUCACUGGACUGCAGACUCCGCCCGUUGUUGUGCCUGCAUCUGUGCCCACUGGACCGCAGACUCCGCCCGUUGAUGUGCCUGCAUCUGUGCCCACUGGACCGCAGACUCCGCCCGUCGUUGUGCCUGCAUCUGUGCCCACUGGACCGCAGACUCCGCCCGUUGUUGUGCCUGCAUCUGUGCCAACUGGACCGCAGACUCCGCCUGUUGCUGUGCCUGCAUCUGUGCCCAUAGGACUUCAAACUCCGAGAGCUUCUACACCAGUCGUGAGAUUCCGUCCGCACCGGUUAUCCACCAGUGAUAGUGACUCUCUCGUCGGCGGGCUUUUGAAGGAAGUGUCCGAUCUGCGUAAAUCCGUCGACAUUGUUAAUAAGAAGAUAGAUGCCACCAACAGGCGCACAACCCAUCUAGAAACUCUACUGACAACAGCCAUUGCCAAUACAAACAUCAUUAUUGACAUUAUAAGGAGGCAGUCCAGCGACAACACUUUGACGCAGCUGAAUUCGGCGAUGCACAGCCAGACUAGCGCAGAAGAGACCCCUUCAUCAACGCCCACAACUGAAGGAAUCCCUCCGGAAUUCAAGAUUGAUGACUCUGAACUUCGCGUCCUUGUCCGGGAGUCCAGGAAUGCCGGCAACUUCGCGGUGAACCUUACACGGAAACUGUUUCCUGAACUGUUCGGUGAAGGACAGUUGCGAUACGAGUAUAAUUGGUAUGGAGGCGGGAAGUUAGCAAAGAAAGAACUGGAUCCAGUGAGGAAACAGGUGGUGAAACAGUACGUUGUGUAUUUCUUCCCAGAGUUCCAGUCUCACGAAGCUUGGAGGGAGCGUGUGGUUCCAAAGAUAAACGAGUGCCUGAGAAGGAACGAUAAGCGUCUGAAGAGGAAGUCUAUCGUUAUCCCUCAGCUGACCGAGUGCCAUGACGACGUUUUUGACUUUGUGGAUUAGAGACGAUCGGCGUACACGUACUUGUGUGUGUAAUGAGAUUGUGUGUGUCUUAUGAUACAUGUAUUAACUACUUGUCAUUAUGACGAACUUUUUACAUGCUAUGCUGUGAAAUUUAAAAUAUAUUGAAGUUUCCCAUUUUUGAAAGCUUUUUCAUCUUGCGAUAAAUGUGUGAAACAACUUUUCUGUGUUGUUAUUCUGUGUAUAUACACAUUCUUUAUAAAGAGUAAACUUAUUAAGAGUUAAUGAAGCGAACAAGAUACAGGUAAAGUUUUCAUAUAAAUACCCGCUAGGCAUUUAUACUAC